CGGAGGCAGCCAACUCUACGUUCUCGUAUCUCAUCGCUGCUAAGCAUCAAAUUUUUGCAGCGCAGCAGCAGACACAGGGAAGCAAGCAACAACAGCAGAAACACACCCAUAAACAUCAUACAAAUGAAUAUUAGCAACAGCAAUACAGACAUGGACAGCGGCAGAUACAGUGACACAAACAAAAGCAGCAGAGACAUGGACAUGGACAUCAGAAAUAGAAACAGAGACAUGGACAGCAGCAGCAGAAAUAAAGACAUGGACAUUAGCAACAGAAACAGAGACAUGGACAUCAGCAACAGAUACAGAGACAUGGACAUCAGCAACAGAAGCAGAAACAUGGACAUCAGCAGCAGCGGCGGAGACAUGGACAUCAGCAGCAGAAGCACAGACAUGGACAGCAGCAAAAACAGAGACAUGGACAUCAGCAGGAAUAGAGACUUGGACAUCAGCAACAGAAACAGAGACAUGGACAUCAGCAACAGAUAUAGAGACAUGGACAUCAGCAGGAAUAGAGGCAUGGGCAUCAGCAGUAGCAGCAGACACAUGGACAGCCUCAGCAGAAAUACAGACAUGGACAUCAGCAGAAGCAGAGACAUGGACAUCAGCAGCAGCAGAGACAUGGACAUCAGCAGCAGCAGCAGCAGCAGCAGAAAUGCAAGCAGCAAUACCAGUAGCAGCAGGUCAUUGCAGGUUAAUAACCAUGAUGUUUCCACUGAAAAGACUCAAAUGAUGUGGAAACAUAAGGACAAUGAACAAACAAAACAGGCAAAUAAACUGAGAGAAUUAUCUCUUCAAACAGUUCCUCUGAAAGCAGAGACACCCACAGAUCAACACAAUAGGCAGUUCCCAGAGCUGUCAAGUCCAGCCAGCCUCCAAACACAGACAGAGGCUUCACUAGUUGAGACGGAUAAGGGGUCAGAACCAGCGUUGCCAUCAGAUGGGACGGACUGCAACCCCUCUUCAGGGCAGGACAUAAACAAGAUGGAGCUCAGCGUCCAACAUGGUACUGUGAGCAAAUCUGAAGCAUGGCUGUCAGAGCCGCAAAGCAUCAUGGGACACAAAACAACAACAGACCAAUUGCAGAGCAAGGCUUCUGCAUUUUACAACAAAGAGCUCAGGGACAAAGACAGAUCCAUGUCUGACACCUGGAUACCUGGGCCAGGUGAGAAGGAAAGCCCCGCCCUUCCCAAUGGUACUUCUACCAUUGAAGAAUCACGUAACUCCACAAAAGAUGGCCCAAACACAUCUGAUGAGAAUAAAGACUCACAUGAACCAAUUCUGUCCAUCCCUGUUUAUAAAACGCACGCAUGCUGCGCACCAUUGAGGUCUGAGAACAAAGAUGAAAGGGAAGUCAUCAAAGACACUCCUGGUGGUGCAGAAACAGAAAACUCUACUCUCUCCUUUUCUAAUAAGAACAAUAUAACAAAUACAUUUGGCCUUUCUCCUAUAUGGGUAAAAACAGAGCACAGUGCCUCAGAAAUACACUGUGAUGAUCAUUUAAAGACACAGGGGUCAGUGUCCACUAGACAAGAGGCCCCUGUGGUUGCUCCCAAAAGUCCAAAUCAAAAUGAUGUCAACAAAUUAUUCACAGAGAAGAGUACCUUUAGAGCUUCAAAUAAGCAAGCAAUGUCCACUGCCUCUCAGUCAUCCAAAACUGCACAGACAAGCUUGGACUUGCCAAAAAGGGCAAACGAUUUUGCUACAGACAUCUCACUUGGCACGGAUCCCAUUCGAUCGGCACGGCCGACCUCGGCUAGCCAUCGUCAGAGAAUCAUGGCCUGGAGGUCCCACCUCCCACACAGGCACUCCUCCUCAGUGCAGGUACAUUCUUCCUUACCGAAGACCGAGGGUGCUGCUACAAACCACCAACAUGCUGUGCCCAGACUCAACUCCUACCCAGCUGCCGUUGGCUCUUUGGGCCCUCCCAAGGCCCGCUAUUACCCUGCUGAAACUCCUCUGGUGAAAGCCAAGUCAUGUGAGAGACUGCUUCAGAAGGCAGCGAGUGUAGACUCACCUCGUUCUCUCCCUGUUUCUAACAUGAGAUCUAUGUCCUCCUCUGAGAGAAUUAAUAUCUUAGCAAAGCACCAAGCCCAAGGACUUCAACCAGCAAGAGACUACUGUGAGUUAAGCGAACCUCAGCUACCUCAUAGCUUAACGAGAGGGAGAGGCUAUUCCACUCAUGAAAUGAAUUCAUUAGAGCAUGGCGCAGAUAACUCCCAGCUUGUGCAUGAACACAGAUCAUUAAGCAACUUAACGUUACCAAAGUAUGGAUUAUCCAAAGAUAGAUAUCAUCCCCAAUCGAAACUAAGUGUUUUCUCAAAUGGCCACUUAGGAAAGUCCCAACCUGCUCUAGACAAAGGAAAUAUUGGAGGUUACGACCAAAAAUACUCAAAAUUCAGAUCUCAUGGUAAUUUAAGUAUAGAAUCAUUAUAUAAAGGUCAUUCAUUAGAUAAGGUCAAUAUCAAUGCAGACCCAGUUGCACUCAAAAAUAAGAGAAACUAUUCGUUUGAUAUGUAUCAGGCAGACCAUUUCAAUCAUCAGGAGGACCGUAAUGGAAGAUCAGAGAUAGAUUCCACAGACAUCCCAUAUAAAAAACACUGGCAUAGUCUCUCAUACGGCAAGAGAAAAGAGAACAGAAGGUGGUCAUCAGUCUCAGAGCUGAGAAACCCUGAAGGCCACUACAGGACACAGAUGCAUCAGACUUCGCUUAGUCAGCGACAGACCCUCCCAAAGCUAAAAAAGCCUUUGUUAGAUUCUACAGGCAGCCAGAUCAGCUUGGACUGCAGCUCCGAGAGCACGGACGAUGACAUCUUCUCCAUGUCACUUGGGCGGCGCGGACAGGGGAGUCCCCUCGACUCCUUCACCGCACACGACAAGGGACUAAAACCACAUCACACAUCCUCCUCCAAUGUGUAUCAAUCUACUGGUGACCAAGCAAAUGUGUACUCUUCUAGGAGCUUUGAUUUGUCACGGAGUCGAUCUGUCUCUGUGUCCAACGUCUCCUCGAACAGAACUGCAGGUCUUCGACGGAUCUCCACAGGAAGCCGGACCACCACUCUCUCAGAUCUCAGGGACAGUGAGGACUUUGAUGAUUCUAUCUCACCCGAACCCAGAACUCUCUCCUGCACUUUGGACCAGACUGUGUCCAGUGGACCAGUCCAGAGGCUUCCAACCCUUGGUCACAUUUGGCGUGGUGGUAGCCUUGCUUCGUCCUGUGGUUCCUUACUUUCAUCUAGUCAAGUGUGUCUAGACAACCCAUUUCCCGUGGGCAACUACUAUCUCACCUAUGUAGAGUCAGAGGACAGUGAUUCAGACACACUCUCUGAGGGUGAAUAUUGCCUGUAUGGUUCAGGUGAGGACUUAGAGUCUUCACUAUAGUGAUCAAGAACAUUUUGUUUGUUUAGCCUGUAUUGCAUCAAUCCAUAAAUGCAUAAUGCAUAAAUGCAUUAGCCUAAUGUGUUUAAACUGUUAUUCGUCCUCAUAAAUGUUUAUUUUGUGCAAUGUUUGUGAACAACAAAUAUAGGCUACCGAUUAGGCCAAAGGCUUUCUGCAAUGACAAUCUAAUGGCAGUAGAUGGCCCUAAUGAGCAUAACACAGACACUGAACAUUCAUGAGAUUAUUAUAUAUUUUCUUUUGUAUUUAGUUUCCCCUUCAUUCCGUUUUGUUGUUUGUGUUGUUCUUCAUUCAUCUUGAUGUUGUCAUUAUGGAUACUUAUGGUGGUUUAUGUGAAAUAUUAUUUAGGAAGACUACUCUGUUUCCCAUUCAGACAUUUAUGAUUCUUGAGUAAAAAUGAAUCUUGAAUGUGCAAUGAAUAAAACUAUUAGUCUGGCUAUGACCAUAGGCUACUAGCUCAAUCUCGCCGGCAGA
Molecule: messenger RNA, 3867 nt
Organism: Sardina pilchardus (European sardine)
Lineage: Eukaryota; Metazoa; Chordata; Actinopteri; Clupeiformes; Clupeidae
Exons: 3
Coding region: 124-3378 (1084 amino acids)
Source: RefSeq, a predicted model, not a curated record